Messenger RNA from Penaeus chinensis, 1818 nucleotides. Its product is annotated as kiSS-1 receptor-like. Gene Ontology annotation, biological process: G protein-coupled receptor signaling pathway. The record is from RefSeq and is a predicted model, not a curated record. Gene Ontology annotation, molecular function: neuropeptide Y receptor activity. Bases 1 to 1818 code for a protein of 605 amino acids. The transcript is spliced from 14 exons. NCBI's taxonomy places the organism in Eukaryota, Metazoa, Arthropoda, Malacostraca, Decapoda, Penaeidae. Gene Ontology annotation, cellular component: membrane.
AUGGCGACUCUCGCAAGCAACGCCAGCCUUCGCGACGCCCUCGGCUGGCCCCGACGCGCACGGAACCACACCGGAGAGAAACAGCCGGAGGACUACCUGUCUCGAGGCUUUCUGGCCAAUACAACCUGGGACGCCUCCACGACACCCCUCUCCUCCGAUGCCUCCUGGAGGCUGGACUGGGAGGCGGACCCCAGCAGCGCCGCCCUCGGGGUCGACGGCGCCCUCAACGACACGGGGAGCAACGGCACGACCUUCAACUCGUCCGACUACGAGUACGACUACGAGAUCUCCCUCGUCACCUUCUACUGGGAGGAGCUGGCACCGCCGUUGGUCGUCUACGCCCUCACCUACCUCGUGGGCGUGGUGGGGAACGCCCUCAUCAUCUUCACCAUCUGCCGCUACCGCCACCUGAAGACGACCACCAACGUCUUCCUGGCGUCCUUGGCCACCGCCGACCUGCUGCUCAUCCUCAUCUGCAUCCCCGUCAAGCUCGCCCGCCUCUUCUCCUUCUCGUGGACGCUGGGAGCAUUCAUGUGCAAACUCAUCUUCUACCUCCAGACUCUGUCGGCCGUGUGCUCCGUCCUCACUCUGACUGUCAUGAGCGUGGAGAGGUACUAUGCCAUCGUCUACCCGAUGCGCGCCCACUACAGGUGCACCAUAUCGCAAGCCAAGAAGGUGUGUGCUCUCAUCUGGGCGACGUCGGUGGUGCUGGCCAUGCCCAUUCUACGCCUGCAGGUGCACCUGCCGGUGGGCCUGCGCGUGAGGGCCUUCUGGUGCGUCCGCGACUUCGACUCGCCCGUCCUGUGGCGCGGCUACGAGACCUACAUGCUGGUGCUGGUGCUGCUGGUGCCCGCCUGCGUCAUGGCCGCCGCCUACGCCGCCAUCUGCAGGACGAUCUUGCGGAUGGUCGUGCAGCGCCGCUCCAUCACGGGCAAGGGCCAGAUGUACUGGAAAACAAGCUUUGGGCAGGACUACCUCGUCACUACCCUGUUUGCUAGAAAACUCUCUGGCGCGGAUGAGGCGCCGAGGCUGGCGGCUCCCGGCUCUGGCGCUUCGGGUCUCCAGGUCGAGCUCUCGCGUCCUUUUGAUCUGGGUUCAUACAUCUUGCAUAAUUAUGACGAUGCCUCUGCCUCCUCCCAGGUGGUGUCCAUGCUGGUGGUGGUGGUGGUGCUGUUCGUGGUGUGCUGGGCGCCCAUCCUGGUGGUGAACGUGCUCAAGGCCUACGCUGUCCUGCCCUCCUACAGCACCGCGCUGAAGCACGUGGUUUCGGCCGCUGAGCUCCUCUGCUACUGCAACAGCUGCGUCAACCCCAUCGUGUACGGCUUCAUGUCCAGGAACUUCCGCGAGAGCUUCCGCCAGGUGCUGUGCUGCCGCAAGAGGACUCCGAGGGCGUCCUUCAGCAGGCAGAUGUCCCUCUCCGUCACCAGGACCUCCAUCCUGCGCUACAAUACGGACAGCAGGAACACCUUUGAGACGAAGAAGCCGAGUGUGGAGCAGCAGAGGCAUGAGCAGCAGACUCUCAUACCCGCUCAGUUACGGGCACAAUUACGGGCGGAGCUUGAACAGCGAGACGCCGAUAAUGAUGAUGAUGAUCAAGACAACGCCUUCAUAGAGGUGAUGGUGAGCGAUGGUGAUUCUUACGGAGACAAUUUGAGAAGAAAAUCCAUUAUAGCUAACUCAGAACUUACGAGGUUUUCAAAAGGACUGCGAGCAAACACCCUUCCUUUGACAAGGACUGUGAACCACCACUCCCAGGCUGUUGAGGAGGUUAUGCCUGGAGUGCCUAGUGGCAAUGUGGCUUCCAGUCGUAAAGCUUAG